Cyclopterus lumpus (lumpfish) is the source of this 1195-nucleotide messenger RNA. Its product is annotated as pepsin A-like. The coding region runs from base 1 to 1128 and encodes 375 amino acids. Gene Ontology annotation, molecular function: aspartic-type endopeptidase activity. The transcript has 9 exons. The record is from RefSeq and is a predicted model, not a curated record. Gene Ontology annotation, biological process: proteolysis. NCBI's taxonomy places the organism in Eukaryota, Metazoa, Chordata, Actinopteri, Perciformes, Cyclopteridae.
AUGAAGUCUGCCUUUGUUUUACUAACGUUCUUGGCUGUCUCACAGGGAAUUAUCAGGAUUCCCCUGACGAGAGGGAAGUCAGCCAGGCAGCAGCUGGAGGAAAGAGGCCUGUUGGAAGAGUACCGGAGGAAGAUUCCAUACAGCCCAGCAGCAAAGUUUCUCCCGAGGAACGAGCAGAGUAUGGUGCCCAUGACCUUCGACCCAGAUACAACAUACUAUGGAGAGAUUGGUAUCGGGACUCCACCUCAGAUCUUUAAGGUUCUCUUUGACACCGGUUCCUCCGACCUGUGGGUUCCCUCUGUGAGCUGCACCAGCUCUGCUUGUGACAAACAUUCAAAGUUCAACAGCUCGGCAUCCUCCACUUUUGAGGCAGGCACAAAGACUUUCACAAUCUUGUAUUACAAUGGAUAUUCAUCAGGGAUUACUGGAUAUGAACUCAUAGAGAUUGGCAACCUCUUCGUGCACAACCAGAUCAUUGGCCUCGCUGAAACCGAGUCAAUUUUCCUGGACUCUGUGCCCUGGGAUGGGAUUCUUGGUCUGGCCUUCCCUGGUUUGUCCCAUGAGGGAGGCACACCUUUAUUUAACACCAUAUGGAAUCAGAACAAUAUCCCCCAGAACAUGUUCUCCAUGUACCUGAGCAGUUCUGUAGAGGGCAGCAUGUUGAUUCUGGGAGGAAUGGAUUCCUCAUAUUUCACUGGAACCAUGAAGUGGAUCCCCGUGUAUAUGGCCACUAACUUUUGGAACAUCCAAAUACAAAGCAUCACCAUCAACGGGAACACUGUUGCAUGCUCUGGGAGUUGUGCAGCAGUAGUGGACUCUGGUACUUCUUUUAUCAUCGGCCCUGACAAAGAUAUUACCAACAUCAACGGUUGGUUGGGAGCCUCCUUAGAUCAGAAUGGUGAUGCUACAGUGAGCUGUGGUGUCACACAUUUCCUGCCAGACGUUGUGUUCAACAUCAACGGCUACAGCUUUGCUCUUCCUCCAUCUGCCUACGUCCUAAAGUCUGCAUCUGGGUGCAGAACAGGCUUUGCAUCUGGCACCUGGAUCCUGGGUGAGGUCUUCAUGCGGCAGUUUUACACAACUUUCGACGUCGGCAACAACAGGGUGGGCUUUGCUCAGGCUGUGUGAUUACAAGUGAAGAUCGAGCCAGUUUAACGCAAUUUACUUUAUUUUCAUAACCAUGAUUCACUGCAAA